UCUUGUCUUGCUUCUUCUUACCUCUGACGCUCAUUUCUGACCUGCCUUACCCUACCUACCAUGGCUCUUCCACCGCCCACCCGCCUCGGACGCUACCGCGUUCUCUCGCCUGCCUGCGGUCUCCGCGUGUCCCCCCUGCAGCUGGGAUGCAUGUCGCUUGGCAACAAGACCAAGCCCCUUGGGGCCAUUUCUAAGGAACAGGCCUUCCAAAUCCUAGACACGUACUAUGACGCGGGCGGCAACUUCCUUGACACCGCCAAUGCGUAUCACGGAGGACAGAGCGAGGAGUGGAUCGGCGAGUGGCUGGAGGGGCGCGGGUGCCGCGAAGACAUAAUCAUCGCGACGAAGUAUACCGCAAACACGGAGCACGGCAUGAUCGAACAACACCCGAUCCAGGUGAACCGCGCCGGCAAUUCAGCCAAGUCGAUGAAGCUGGGCAUUGACAACUCGCUCCGCCGCCUCCGCACAGACUACGUCGAUGUCUUCUACGUCCACUGGUGGGACUGGACGACGCCGGUUCCGGAGGUAAUGCACGCGCUGAACCGGCUCGUGGAGAGCGGCAAGGUCCUUUACCUCGGGAUCUCGGACACGCCGGCCUGGAUCGUCUCCAAGGCAAACGAGUAUGCGCGCGCGCACGGCCUCGCCCAGUUCGUCAUCUACCAGGGCAGAUGGAGCCCGGCUGCGCGGGACAUCGAGCGCGACCUGGUCCCCAUGGCGCGCUCCGAGGGUCUGGCGAUCGCCGCGUGGGGCGCCUUGGGCCAGGGACGGUUCCAGCGGCGUGCUGACCGCGGGACGCGGGCUGACGGGCGCGGUGUCGCGGCGCUCGACGAGCGCGAAGCCGCUGUCUCGGACGCCCUUGAGAAAGUUGCCGACGACCUCGGCGUUGAGAACCUCACCUCUGUCGCGCUCGCGUACGUUAUGGCAAAGUAUCCGUGGGUAUAUCCCAUUGUCGGGGGACGCAAGGUCGAACACCUCAUUGCGAAUAUCGGCGCACUCGAGAUCCACUUGACCGAGGAGCAGAUCCAGCAGCUCGACGCCGCCCUGCCGUUCGAGUAUGGCGAGCCUGGGGCAUUCUUCUUCGGACUCGACCCCCGCGUAUGGGGAUACCAGCAGAACUUCCACAUCGAGUCUGCUGGCCUGGUCGACUUUGUCCCCCACGCCGCGCCUGUGGACAUGACGAGCGUGCGCGAGUCGGACGCCGAGGCUAAAGCGAAGAACCCUGUCAAGCUGGGAAUUUAGUAUGGGCAAAGAGCCAAGUCAGAAGUUAAGUAAGCGACAACUCGAACCAAGUACGAAGAAGUUCGGAAUGUAUUGCGUAAAGUCGUCUUGACCAGUUCCCACAUUUGAUAGUCUAUGCAUGAUGCUGGUCCACA
Messenger RNA from Cutaneotrichosporon oleaginosum, 1373 nucleotides. Lineage: Eukaryota; Fungi; Basidiomycota; Tremellomycetes; Trichosporonales; Trichosporonaceae. The record is from RefSeq and is a predicted model, not a curated record.